GUUGCGCCAUACCAGACCUCGCCCUCCCUCCAGUUCCCCCCCUUCAAUCGCAACAAUGCUCACCCUCACCACCCUCUUCCUCCUCGCCCCCCUCGCCCUCGCAUCCGCCCCCUCCAUAACCAACACGCAAUGGAAAAAAACCCUCUUCCUAGACGACUUCACCGGCAGCGCCAACACCCUCCCCUCCUCCUCCAACUGGAUCCUCCAAACCGGCACCCAAUACUCCGGCGGUCCCUCCCAAUGGGGCACCGGCGAAGUAGAAACCUACACCACCUCCACCGCCAACGUGCGUCAAGCCGGCAACGGAUCUCUCCUCAUCAUCCCGCAAAAGUCCUCGAGCGGACAAUGGACGUCCGCCAGAAUCGAAACCCGAGCGAAUAACUUCGCCGCUCCCGUGGGUGGGAAACUGAGAAUCGAAGCGAGGAUUAAAUUGCCGUCCGUCACGACGACGAAUGGACAGGGAUAUUGGCCGGCGUUUUGGGCGCUGGGAGGGGACUUUCGGAGUAAUCGACAGAGCUGGCCGGGGGUGGGGGAGAUUGAUAUCAUGGAGAAUGUGAACGCUCAAACCGGCGCGACGAAUGCGUUGCAUUGCGGCACCAAUCCCGGCGGUCCCUGUAAUGAACCGAACGGCCUCGGCGCCGCCACCUCCUGCCAGGGCUCCAGCUGUCUCGGAAACUUCCACAUCUACGAGAUAGUAAUCGACCGCACCGUCUCCCCCGAACGGCUGAAUUUCUGGGUCGAUCGUGUCCUCCAUCGCACCCUAACGCAGUCGCAAUUGGGCGCCACGACGUGGAAGAAUACGAUUCAAAAGGGGUUCUAUGUCAUUUUGAACGUGGCGAUUGGAGGGAGUUUUCCGAAUGCCGUUGCGGGGAGGGGGACGCCGAAUUCGAGCACGGUGGGAGGGAGGGCGAUGGAGGUGGAUUAUGUUGCUGUUUGGUCGACGUAG
Zymoseptoria tritici IPO323 is the source of this 946-nucleotide messenger RNA. RefSeq names its product putative endo-beta-1,3-glucanase (gene MgENG2). The transcript has 2 exons. Gene Ontology annotation, molecular function: hydrolase activity, hydrolyzing O-glycosyl compounds. NCBI's taxonomy places the organism in Eukaryota, Fungi, Ascomycota, Dothideomycetes, Mycosphaerellales, Mycosphaerellaceae. Gene Ontology annotation, biological process: carbohydrate metabolic process. The record is from RefSeq and is a predicted model, not a curated record. The coding region runs from base 56 to 946 and encodes 296 amino acids.